Beta vulgaris subsp. vulgaris (sugar beet) is the source of this 2314-nucleotide messenger RNA. Its product is annotated as (-)-drimenol synthase. Gene Ontology annotation, molecular function: terpene synthase activity; magnesium ion binding. The transcript is spliced from 7 exons. The record is from RefSeq and is a predicted model, not a curated record. Gene Ontology annotation, biological process: diterpenoid biosynthetic process. Bases 61 to 1716 code for a protein of 551 amino acids. Lineage: Eukaryota; Viridiplantae; Streptophyta; Magnoliopsida; Caryophyllales; Amaranthaceae.
UAUAAAUAGAAGGACACAUAAGGCAGUAGAUCAACUACCAAACCCAGAAAGAGAAAACUUAUGGAGCAAACUGCUAAUUCUGGCAAUUGUCGUCCCCUUGCACAUUAUCACCCUAGCCUUUGGGGAGACCACUUCCUCAAUUACACCCCCCCUGAUGAGUUAACUCAAAGACAAAGGGAGGAAGAGGUGAAGGAGCUUAAAGAGGAAGUAAGGAGAAAGCUCUUAGGGUUUCCUGAAGAUAGGAAGCAAAGACUUGUGGUGAUAGAUGUAGUGGAACAACUUGGUGUUGCAUACCACUUUGAAGCUGAAAUUGAAGACAACUUGCAGCAAUUUUACAGCAACUAUUCACAAGAUGAUGAAAUUUAUGAGAAUGAUCUCCACUAUGUCUCUCUUAGAUUUCGUCUCUUAAGACAACAUGGCUUCUAUGCCUCAUCUGAUGUCUUCUACAAGUUUAAGAGUGCGGAUGGACACUUCAAGGAAUCCUUGAAAAAUGAUGUAGUGGGGAUCCUAAACUUUUAUGAAGCAUCAUAUCUUAGAGUGCAUGGAGAAAAUAUACUUGACGAGGCAGUAGAAUUCACAACAACUCAGCUGAAAUCGUUGGUUAGCAACCUUAGUGAUCCCUUGGCAACUCAAGUAACUCAAGCCUUAAAGUUACCCCUCCAUAAAGGUGUGACGAGACUAUUGUCUAGACACUAUAUCUCCACAUAUGAAGCUCACCCUUUGCACGACGAAACUCUGCUAAAAUUUGCAAAGUUAGAUUUCAACUUGUUGCAGACAUACCACUUGAAAGAGCUGCGAGAUCUCUCCAGGUGGUGGAGAAGCCUCAACUUUGGCUCAAAACUACCCUUUGCAAGGGAUAGAAUAGCGGAGGUAUACUUUUGGAUGUUGGGAACCUUCUAUGAACCUCAAUACGCAUUAGGAAGAGAAAUAUUUACAAAAUUGUACAAGAUGACGUCCGUUAUGGAUGAUACAUAUGAUGCAUAUGGCCUCUUUGAAGAGCUUGAAGUGUACACUGAAGCUGUCCAAGGGUGGGACAAGAGCAACAUGAACAAACUCCCCGACUACAUGAAGCUGACUUAUGAGGCUCUCCUUGAUACAUUUGAUGGAUUUGAACAAAGUUUAGCCAAUGAAGGAAGAUCACAACUGGUUUCUUAUGUUAGAGAAAUGAUGAAAGCUCAAUGCCGAGGCUACUUUCAAGAGGCCAAAUGGUGCCAUGAGAAGUAUGUCCCAACGUACGACGAAUAUCUCAAUGAUGCUGCAAUCACAACUGCUGGCUACACUUUAAUGUCUGGGACAACAUUUCUUGGAAUGGGUGAAUUCGCAACAAAAGCAGUAUUUGAAUGGGCUAGGGAGACCCCCAAACCUAUCAAGGCUUCAUGUAUAAUUGGAAGGCUCAUAGGUGACAUGGCUAGCUAUAAGAUUGAGCGUAAACGAGAACAUGUGGCAUCUGCUGUAGAAUGUUACAUGAAGCAAUAUGGAGUUGGUGAGGAAGAAGCUGUGAAAGAACUUCACAACAUAGUGGAGGAAGCAUGGAAAGACUUAAAUGAGGAGAUGCUUCGGCCAACAACAUUUCCAAGGCCAUUGAUGACACGAAUUCUUAACCUCUCAAGGGUUAUUGAAGUUUUCUAUCGUCUAGGAGAAGAUGAUUACUCUAUUGUUAGCCAAAAUAUGCAACAGAAAGUGGAACUUGUGCUCAUACAUCCGGUAAUAGUUUGAGCUUACCAUGCAUAUUGAAUGACUUGUUUGGUAGACCAAAAUUAAAGGCGGUAUGAUAAUAACUAUAAUAAUUAUUUUGUAAGGGAAAUCUUAUGGCUAUGUUUAUGAUCUAUUGUGAUGCUUUUCAUCCUCAAAUUUUUUUUCUUCGUAAAAUUCUAUUAUGAUCUAUUACCAUCUCAAAUAUUGGUAUUGAUUGAUAAUAGAAUUUUUUUUAUAACAAAGUCACACAAGUUGAGGAUGGAAAUAAUUGCAAUAUCGUAGAUGUUAACAUAAGUCUUUACUUACAAAAUUUUGUGUUAAGUUAUUAUGAUUACCGCAAUUUAAUGUUGCCAACCUAACGAGUUGUAACAAGCUUGGAGAAAGAUUUGGGAAGAUUGUUAGAGAACAAGACCUUCCACGAAGUGCAUGGUGCUUGCAUUCUGGCGAAGAUUGGGAGCUUUACCUUUCUUUUAUUUGUUAAUGCUUGUGUGUUUAAAUAGUUUUGUUCAUCAGGUGAUAUUAUAUUAGUCAUCUAGAUGGAUUUGAUUGCUUGUAUAAUGUCACGUGAUUUGCAUCCCUUUUUUCAUGAAGGUGAAUAAAUUUUUUUGUUUUCAUAUAA